GCGUGCUGUGAGAUUCUCGCGCUGCCCGGGGAAGCGCGUUGCCCGUGCGAACGUGGUCAGGUUCCACGGACGGGCCUCGGCUCGCGCUGAACGACCCCGGGCAGCGCCGGCUCCACCUUCGCUGCGUUCUGACGUCCGGCCCCCAAACCUAGAAGGCACCAUGGGCGUGUUAGCCCAGAUCUCCGCCAUCAUCUGGAAGGACGUGUACGUGCAGCUCAUCAAGCGGCACUACUUCAUCGCGCUGGCAGAGAUCUUCCUCGUGGUGCUCUCGUUCACGAGCAUCGAGAACGACCGGCCCAUCCUGCUGCCGGCCAAGUGCCCCAAGCUGCCCUGCCUCCGCUUGACCGAGCCCACCGUGUACGAGGAACGCAACCUGAGUGGAUUCCGCGCGCCGCAGCUGAUUAUCUACCAGCCGAACACAUCUCACGCGAGAGAGCUUAUGGCGGAGGCGUUUCCCUCCGAGCCUCCUAAGGUCGUCGGCUACCCAGACGACGAGUCCUUGUUACGCGUCUUCAAGCGCGUCACGCCCGUGCCCAAGCGGGGGCCCGAGCAGCGCGUCGUGGCUAUCCAGCUGCUGUCGUUCGACGAGAAUAAGCGCUUGCUACCCAGCGGCUACCCUCAGGACCUGACGUUCAUCCAGAGCAUGUACGACAACCAAAACUACCUGUCGCAACGCUUCAAGGGAAUCUCUUCGUUCGAGCCGCUGCCGACACCAGUCACGCAGCGAGAGUCUCUGGCCUUCUGCCAAAUGUCCCUGGCAAAGGGACACCUUUCUGUGCUACGGAAGCAGCUCAACUCGCCUCAACCGGAGUACACCUUCUCGACAAGCAGACUCCCCGACGGUCCUCUCCCCAUGGACGCAAAGAGUGGCUACAGCUUAACCGCACUCCGCGCCGGUCUCGGCUACAUGGUCCCCUUCUGCACGCUAGUGGCCCGGCUCGUCGAGGAGAACCAGAGCGGUAUGCGCGAGAAACUGCGCCUCGUUGGACUGAACAACGCAGUCUAUUGGCUCGGACAUUUCCUGGCCUCGUUGUUCAUAGGCAUGGUCGCUGUCCUUUGUAACAUGAUCCACAUGUUGUUUGCUCCGAACUGGCACAGCGACUUUCACAUCACGUACCUCAUGGGAAUCGACAAGCUGGUGGUCUUCAUCACCUUCUUCAUAUUCACGCUGCUGUACAUGCUGAAUGCGAUGUUUAUAUCCCUAUUCUUCACCAAUGCGACGGCGGCUGUGGUGUUCGCGAUGGCUUACUGGCUAGGAAUAUAUCUUGUGCCCUGGUUCGCGUUGGAGAAGCUGGAGGGCUAUGCCGCCGACUACAUUAGCCUGGGACGCAUGUCAAAGCUGCUGACGUCGGUGUCGCCCUGUAUGGGUCUUCACUGGUGCUUCAGAAUUCUCGGAUGCGCCGUGAUUACCGGCGAAGAUUACACCUUUCAAAUGGUGAACAAAGAAGUUCUGGGCCUCGACAACGUCAAGAUGAUCGAAAUUUGGAUCGUGAUGUUGGCGCUCACUGUUUCCGUAGCCAUCAUGAUUUGGUACUUCAGUCGCGUGCUUACAUGGGCUCUAGGCGUACCGCUGGAGCCAUGGUUUCCCUUCACAAUCAAGUAUUGGCUACCGGGCGCCCAGGGGAGCGUGGAGGUGUUCGAACCAAAAGAACCGGAUGGUUUCCGCUUCCAGAAAUACCCGCCGAAUGAUGCAUCUGUGACAGUGAGCCAGCUUGAGUACGAGCGCAAGGACAAGCAUAUUCUGCGCGACACAAAUUUCAAAGCUUACCACGGUGAGAUAUUGGGCAUCGUUGCCCCAAAUGGAGCGGGUAAAACGAGUCUCUGCAAUCUGCUGACCGGCUACUCGCUUCCGAGUGCGGGCCAAGUGAUGGUCCUCGGUUACGACAUGAUGCUGCAGACGAAUCUAGCAAGGCGGCACAUUGCUUACGUCCAGCAGCGCGACGUGCUCUUUGCGGAACUCACUGUUUUCGAGCACCUUCUGUUUUUCGGCUCCAUGAAAGACGAGUCAUGGGCCGUGCUAGACAAGCAGAUCGCUCAAGUGCAAGAAAUGCUCCAGCUAGAACCAAUCAUAAACGUCCAGUGCAAUAGGCUGGACAGGUCUCAAAAGAAAAUCCUGAGUCUUGCCGUCGCACUUGUCACCUGUCCAAAGGUUUUGAUUAUGGACGAAGUCAUGGUCAAAAUGUACCCCGCGACGAGAAAGGUAGCCUGGAACGCACUGAUUGCCCUGAAGAGCACCAUGUGCAUCAUUGCUGCCACGGCAAACGUGUACGAAGUCGACACGCGAGCCGACAGGCUCACUGUGUUUGGCUACGCAGCCCACAAGUGCUACGGCACCACAUCCUUCAUACAGAGGCGUUACGGCUGGGGAUACACCGUGAAAAUAGUCAAAAGCCCACAGUUUCGCGCACGUGACGUCCUGGCUGCCGUUCGUCAGAUAAUACCGGAGGCUCACGUGCUCCAAGACCAAAGAGCUUUUGCCGCAAUUGGCCUGGGACAACACAUGGACUACACGCCUGUGGCAUCAGUGCUCAAUAGAAUCGAGGCUGAGCACAGGUCGUUCGGCAUAACCUCUUUCACAAUUAGCGUCGUCACGAUGGAAGACAUCUUUUUCCGCAUCGUACUCGAAAUGGACUCUGGUGACUAUCAGUACAAGGCGAACAUGGAAAAGGCGAUGGGCAUAGAGGUGAAGAAGACUGCUGCCACCGAUGACCACGGGGAAUAUACCAUGGCCAAUCUUACCGUUGAUACAGAAGACCUGGGCGGCAUUGUCGAAGGUGGCGAGAAGUAUGAGUCGUCCAUCGAAAUUCAGCAGCAUGUCAAGGCAGUUUAUGACCUUAAGCCUUCAAAGCCCACUUGGGUUCAGCUGUUUAUGGCCAUGAUAAUCAAGCGUCGUCAAUACACCUGGCAAACACUGGCGCUGCCCAUGUUUUGCUUCAUUGUGCCCACGGUUAUUCUCAUACUACGCGGUGAGCUCGAGACCAUCGCCGGUCCGCGUGUGGCGGUCGAGUUCUCUGCCGACAACUUCAUCUACGACCUCCGCAGCUUCGAAAAAUCUGACCAAGUUUUUGUGGCCUACGACAAUGACUCUAAGGCAGUGGCAGAAAGCAGCUUCGAAAAGUACGUCCGGUCUCACAAGUUUCCCGUAAAGAAGGUGCCGAACAUCGAAAAGUUCUUGGAGGGCGAGAAGACAGCCCGCAUCGACAAAGUAAAGUACGUCUUUGGAGCCGAAUUCGCCUCCCACAAGACCGAGCCGACUACGCGCAAGGCCGUGGCCUGGUUUAGUGGCGACGCGUACCACUCACAGUCGUUGUCGCUCAACGUCAUUUCCACGGUGCUGCUGCGCACAGUGACCAACGACAGCAAAAGCGAAGUACUUGCCGUGCUGCGACCGGUGAAAAAGGGCAAGAAAUUAAUCGCUUCUCGGCGCCUGAAAAACGCAAAGCAUGCGGAGACCCUCGGGGACAUCAUAUCUUCGAGGCUGACCAAUUUUCUUUUGCUCCCGGCUGGCAUUUCAGUGGCCACGGCCAGCUUCAUUUUCUUCCCAAUAGACGACCGCGUGAGCAACUCUAAGCGCAUGCAGUAUGUGUCCGGUGUGUCGCCACUGGUUUACUGGCUGGCUAACUAUGUUUGGGACAUGUUCAUGGCAAUGGUGGGGCUGAUGUGUAUGCUGUUCCCUGGCUUCCUCUUCUACCAGCACUUCGGCAAUUACGUCGUCAUCGCCCUCGUCACCUACGUUCUGUACAUGCACAGCAUGUUGCCAUUUGUUUAUUUCUACUCUUUUGCUACUGACUCCAUGGUCUCCGGUUUCAUGGUGGUUCACGCAUUGACAUUCUUUUCUGGCGUCGUAACCACCAUGGGAUACCAACUGUACAUGAUCGCACAUGAGCGUGGGCAGGAGCUGAUCAGCGAAGAGCACUCGCGAGAUUUCCUACUGUGGCUGCUCUACCUGUGCCCUACGUUCAGUGCCUCGUGGGCGCUCGUGAAGGUGGGCCAGCUGGGCAUCGAAAACACUUACUGCACGUACACGUCCGACCUGUCGAUCAUCCACGACGUGUGCGCGUUCGUGAGAAACAGCGCCGAGGAUGCCGCCAUCAUGAUGACCGGCCUUCGCUACUGCUGCGCCUCCUUCUUCAAAAGCAACGAGACGUCGGUGCAUCCGCUGUCGUGGACGUCGUACCACAGGGACGGCGCCAUGACCGAGAUGACGGUGAUGCUGGUCGAAGGCUUGGUGUGUUUCUUGCUGCUCGUGAUCGCCGAGCAAGCCAUGAUGCGCCACUGGUUUGCACCGGCGGAUAUGGCGGAGGCGCCACCAGCGGCGAGGACGCCACCGGACGUCCUUGCGGAAUUCAACUACGUCAACAAGCUGCUUGAACGGCAGGAGCUUCACAAGCCUUCGCUUCUCGCGCUGGACCUGAAGAAGGUGUAUGGCCGGACAGCCGCCCUCCGUGGAGUGACCUUCCACGUGGACCCCGGCGAGACGUUUGCCGUGAUGGGUAUGCUGGGCUGCGGCAAGUCCACCCUCCUGGACGUGCUGUCCGGCUUCAAGCCUCCGAGCGGAGGCAACGCCUACAUCGGCACCGUGUCACUGAAGGAAGGGGCCCGCUGGGAGAAGUUAAUCGGACUGUGUCCCGAUUACGACGCGUUCUUGGGUCGGCUCACGGUGCACCAAACGAUGGUGCUUCAUGCCACCAUCCGCGGAGUCCAGUACAAGAACCGGGACACGCUUAUCGAUCACCUCUUCGCACUGCUCAAUCUGCAGGCUGUUGCGGACGAUACCAUCGACAACUGCAGCGCGAGCAACAGGCGGAAGCUGGCCGUGGCCGUUGCCAUCGUCGGCUUGCCUCCCGUGCUGCUGAUGGACGACCCGGCGACGGGCCUGGACCCAUUCGCGAAGCGCACCAUCUACAAGUCGGUGCAGAUGCUGCGCCAGCUGAGCAAGUCGGCCGUGCUCGUGGUGACGACCAGCCUGUGCGACGCCGUCAUCAUGUGCGACCGCAUGGCCAUUAUGGUGGACGGCUUGUUCCGCUGCAUCGGAAACCUAAGCCAGCUGCGCUCCAGGCUGUGCCGCGGAUUCGUGCUCCGGGUCAAGCUGAAGCCCGAGGCGUACGGGAACCCGGAGGCCUGGAAAGCCAUCGACAGCAUGGUGAGGGCGGCGUUCCCAGCGGUCGUCUUCUCCGGCCAGAUGACGGCCUUCGUCGAGUACGAGGUGGAGAAGAUGCCGCCGUGGAAGGACCUGGCGCAGACGCUGGCCAACUUGAAGCACCACCUGGCCCAGUACACGUACGACAUACUCUUGAGCGAGGUGACGCUCGAGCAUGUCAUACUGAAGGUCGCCAAGUACCAGGUGGUGCCGCUCAAGGGACCCGUCGUGCCGUCGUGACGGCUCCGCUGCGCUGACCGCCGGGCAGUCGCAGCCAACGGAGCUGCCCACGAGCGCAUCUGUAACGCGCUUUCUUUGUUUAUUUGAACAAGAAAGCGGCUCAUUACCGAUCAUGUACGCGAUCUGCUGUGCCUUGUGCAAUGUUUUCUUUGACGUGGCGCGCAGAAGCAGCCUUCGAUGCAGAAUAAAAUGCGGGCUGCUGUAAAUACUCGGCCGCUACUUA
This is a messenger RNA of Dermacentor albipictus, 5603 nucleotides long. Its product is annotated as phospholipid-transporting ATPase ABCA3-like. NCBI's taxonomy places the organism in Eukaryota, Metazoa, Arthropoda, Arachnida, Ixodida, Ixodidae. Gene Ontology annotation, molecular function: ATP hydrolysis activity; lipid carrier activity; ATP binding. The record is from RefSeq and is a predicted model, not a curated record. Gene Ontology annotation, biological process: lipid transport; transmembrane transport. Gene Ontology annotation, cellular component: membrane; intracellular membrane-bounded organelle.